CAGGGCGACUUCCUCCACCAUCUCUCCUGUUUUGGUUUCCUGCUGUGUGUGAAGGUGAUUUUAUUAAAACAUGGAGACAUAAUGUAGCAGCAGCGGCAGCGGAGGAGGAUUCGGGGAGUCUCAUGUCCGCCAGCAUGGAGGGAGAGAGCCGGCCCGUCGUUAGUGUUGUCCCUGACGACGCGGGCAAAGACAAGUUCAAGAAGCAUGACCAGGUGGCUUUCUACAGGCGUCAGAUGCAGGGUCCUGAUUUGCGAUACCGAGCCCUGUUGGACACCCUGGUGCUCACGGAGAGGCGGGCGCUGUUUGAGUUGUUGGAGCCUGACACACAGAGGAGACUGCUGCUCUCUGUGGCGCCCUGCAGGAGCGGGACUGUGAGGAUAUUAAUAGAUGAACUCCAGCCCUUUAAGGCACGUUACCGAGUUCCAGAUGUGAUAACCGGAGAACCACAGUGUGAACAGUUGAGAGUGGAGAGACAGACUAAGGACUCUGUCACCCUCACUUGGUCCUCAGGGCGUCACCGGGUGUGCGUGUGGCAUCUUCCUUUCCGACUGGAGAUCCUGAGCGGAGACGAAGUGGUCGUCACUUUCAACUCCAAAGGCAAGCUGUGGUUUGAGGCGCUGCAGGAUCCGUCCAGAGCUGCAUCCAAUGGCAGUAAGCCUCAAGACGAUGACGCAGGUUUAUGGAAAGAGACCUUCCAACAGUUUGUGGAUAUCAAAGCUAAUGGUCCCACCAGCAUUGGGGCAGACCUCCGUCUCCAUGGGUUCAGCCAUGUUUAUGGUCUGCCGGAGCACGCUGACAGCCUGCAGCUCAGGGACACCAGCGAAGGAGCGCCGUAUCGGCUGUACAACCUGGAUGUGUUUGCCUACGCCUUGUACAGCCGCCUCGGCCUGUAUGGGUCAGUGCCGCUGUUGGUGGCCCACAAGCCCGACAGGACUGUGGGUGUGUUCUGGCUGAACGCUUCAGAGACCUUUGUGAACGUUCACUACAGCAGCAGUGACCCGCAGGCUGACCAAACCCCCCCAGUGAAGAGGAGGCGGGUCCAGCUUCACACAGACGUCCACUGGCUGUCAGAGAGUGGUGUGAUCGACUGUAUGAUUCUGCUUGGACCUGACCCACAGCAGCUCUUCACCCAGUAUGCUCAGCUAACAGGAUAUCAGGCGCUGCCGCCUCUCUUCUCCCUCGGGUACCACCAGUGCCGCUGGAACUACAACGACGAGGCUGAUGUGAGGGCUGUGGACGCCGGCUUCGACCGUCACAACAUCCCCUACGACGUCAUCUGGCUGGACAUCGAACACACAGAUGGGAAGCGUUACUUCACCUGGGACCCUGCGCUCUUUCCAGACCCUGUUGGCCUGCAGCGCCACCUAGAGCAAAAGAAAAGAAAGCUGGUGGUUAUCAGCGAUCCCCACAUCAAGGUUGAUCCUGAUUGGUCGCUCUACUGUGAGGCGAGGGAUGGAGGGCAUUUUGUCAAGGACAGAGACGGACAGAUCUAUCAGGGCUCAUGUUGGCCUGGCGAGUCCUGUUACCUUGAUUACAGCAGCCCAGCCACUCGAGCGUGGUACUCCAGGCACUUCGCACUGAAUAAGUACAAGGGCUCAACUCCGUCCUUAUUUGUGUGGAAUGAUAUGAACGAGCCGUCUGUGUUUGGCGGGCCAGAGCAGACCAUGCCAAAGGACGCAGUGCAUUAUGGGGGCUGGGAGCACCGCGAAUUGCACAACCUGUAUGGCUUUUACCAGCACAUGGCCACAGUGGAGGGACUGAUAACCCGCUCAGGCGGCUCAGAGAGACCUUUUGUCCUGUCGCGCUCCUUCUUCGCCGGGUCACAGAGAUUUGGAGCGGUAUGGACGGGUGACAACGUCGCCACCUGGGAGUACUUGAAGAUCUCCAUCCCGAUGGUUUUGUCUCUGAGCGUGGCUGGCAUAGCGUUUUGUGGAGCGGAUGUCGGCGGGUUUGUUCAGGAUCCAGAGCCGGAGUUGUUGGUGCGCUGGUACCAGGCCGGCUCCCUGCAGCCGUUUUUCCGAGGCCACUCCGCCAUCGAGACGAAGCGCCGGGAGCCCUGGUUGUUCGGGGACGAGGUCACCGCUGCGAUCCGCGCUGUAAUCCAACAGAGGUACUGCUUGCUGCCUUACUGGUACACUCUGUUUCACCAGGCUCACACCUCUGGUCUGCCUCCUCUCAGACCCCUGUGGGUGGAGUUCCCCAGAGAACAGAGCACCUUUACUGUGGACAACCAGUAUAUGAUUGGAGGGGCGUUGCUGGCCUGUCCUGUAACUGAGCCGGGAGCUCAGGAAGUCACAGUUGUACUUCCUGGAACAAGUGAGAUUUGGUAUGACGUCCACUCUGCAGAGACGUACAAAGGAGGCAAGACUCUGACUCUUCCAGUCACCUUGGACACAGUUCCUGUCUUCCAGCGGGGGGGCUCGGUGGUCCCCAGGGCAACAGGAAGUGCCUCCUGCACAGCCGAACUCCAGCAGCUCCCUCUCUCAAUCACUGUGGCACUAAACUCUGAUGGCGGUGCUGCUGGUGAGCUGUACCUGGACGACGGCCACUCCUUCAGCUACCGAGACAGAAAGGCCUUCUGUCUGCGCAGGUUCAGCAUGCUGUCAGGCCGUCUGCUCAGCCGUAACGCCAGCGAGGAGGGGGACUUUGAAUGUGACGGCGUCAUACAGUCAGUCACCAUCCUGGGUGUGAAGAGCAAACCGUCCACUGUGACUGUGCGUGUUUCAGGUACUAAGGACGCCUCUCCUGCCUUUCAGUACACGGAGGCUCAUCACAUGUUGACAGUGAUAAACCUGAACCUCAGAGUGACGAUGGACUGGGAGAUUGAGAUAUGUUAGGAGUAAUUAUGUCACUCACUGGAUUGAUUUUAAUUGACAGCUACAAUAGGCAGGCGUGUGUGUGUGUGUGUGUGUGUGUGUGUGUGUGUGUGUGUGUGUGUGUGUGUGUGUGUGUGUGUGAACUUUGGCUUGGCUGACGUAGGAGCAGAUACAGCACACACAGCUACACAUGGAAUGAAGAAACAAAUGCUAUACAAUGCAAAAGGGCAAUGCUUGAGCAGACUACAUGUACCACUCCACAUACAUGUAUUAUUUUAUGCUUGAUAUUUUACUUCUAAUGCACUUCAGAGUCGCUGUUUGAGCCUUUGAAGGAGAAACCAAAGAUUAACGUCCCUCCAUUAACCAUUGCUUUAUUAAUGACUGGAUGGUUUUAUUAAGGUGCAUUGAAAUCUGUGUUAACUGACUGCUAUUGAAAUUGAUUACUGGAAGUACUGACAGAGCAAAAGAAGCAGAUUUUAUUUGUGGAAGAUUUAACUGUUUUUGUUGUAGUGAAAGUGCAAAAUGAUCAAGAAAAAAUUUUUACUCACGGGUAUUACAGCCAAAUAUCAGCAUUGAGUGUUUGUGCAGCUAAUAUCAAGUCUCUGUGUAAUGAAGGUGUGGGUGUUUGUAAUGUUUGUGUUGGAUGAAUAAAGGGGGCAGUGAUGUGCAGCUUUCAAGGCAGCUCACUGUGCCACAUGCUUUCUG
Molecule: messenger RNA, 3521 nt
Organism: Myripristis murdjan (pinecone soldierfish)
Lineage: Eukaryota; Metazoa; Chordata; Actinopteri; Holocentriformes; Holocentridae
Gene: ganc
Product: glucosidase, alpha; neutral C
Exons: 25
Coding region: 123-2837 (904 amino acids)
Biological process (GO): N-glycan processing; carbohydrate metabolic process
Molecular function (GO): carbohydrate binding; alpha-1,4-glucosidase activity
Source: RefSeq, a predicted model, not a curated record